UGGCAAGAGGGAUUCCAGAAGCAAACUUCUAUCCGAACAAAGCAGAUCAAAGUUUGUGUAUAAAACGAAAAAGUUUCAGUUCGACGUGCCACCAUAUAUAUAUAUAUAUCAGGAUCAGGAUGCGAAAGAUGCAAGUUCUAGUGCAGACGAUCGAUGGCAAGAUGAACGUCUACGAGGUGGAUCGCUUCGGAACGGUGGCCAACCUGAAGGCACGGAUCGGGCGAGCCAUGUCCGUGCCCAUGGGCUUCAGUCGGCUGUCCUACAAGGGUCGCUUGCUGUCCAAUGAGAUCAUACUGGAGGAUGUGACGCCCAAGCAACUGUGCGAAAAGAGGAGCGGCAAGUUCAUCAAGUUUGGCUAUGGCAGGAAAGACAAUGGUGAUGGCAUGCUUACAUUGAUCGGCGGUUACCAGCAACGCACGGAUCAGGCAGGUGGCGAUGAUGAACUGAAGGCCGAGGACUUGACUGGAUUCGAUUUGUUGCCCCAUGAUUUUCUGGACAACGGCCAGACGGAACUGAAGCCGAUUGCUCUAUUGGAUCUCAUGGAUUCCACGAAGACGGACAAUGAGAAGUAGACUGCAAUAAAUAAUCUUCAAUUCAAAUGGUUUUGACAUCAUUUCAUUUCGAAAUUCCUUCAAGCCAAACGAU
Molecule: messenger RNA, 645 nt
Organism: Drosophila mauritiana
Lineage: Eukaryota; Metazoa; Arthropoda; Insecta; Diptera; Drosophilidae
Exons: 1
Coding region: 120-572 (150 amino acids)
Molecular function (GO): protein binding
Source: RefSeq, a predicted model, not a curated record